GAUGAGCGAAAAGAGGAGGAGGAGGAGGAGGAGCAGCAGCGAGGAGGCAGGCAGUCACAGGAGGAAUCGGCGACAGCGGCAGGACAAUGGGCUGUCUCCGCUACAGAUCAUAACGGGCACCGGGUUUGCUUUAACUAACUGGAUUACCAGGUGGGGAAUGUAAAACAGCACCAGGAUGUGGCCCCCUUUAUCACUGUUAAUCUGCUGUUCACCCGGGGGCUUGUGACUUACCAAAAAUGAUGAAGACUGAGCCCCCAUCGGCCACAGGGGGGAAUGGGGCCUCAGGUGGAAACAACGGGGGUUCCAAUCUGCGGAGUCCCUCGCCCCACCGCAAUGCCUAUGAGGCAGGGCUGGCAGCUCUGAAGAAGGCAACUGACCACCUCAACAAUGCGGCCAACGGAGCCCCUAACUCUGGCUCCAAACCUCCACUCCUGCCCCGUCCGACUGGAAGGGGCAAGCGGUAUGGAUCCAACGUCCACCGCAUCAAGAACAUGUUCAUGCAAAUGCAGUCACCAGGUGAUGAAGAGGAUGGUGCCAAAAUGUUAGGUAAGGACGAGGCACUGAAACUAUCUAUUCCAAGGGCCUCUAGUCUCAAUGAGAAUGUCAACCACAGCGCCUUGCUGAAGCUUGGGGAUACAGUCUCAGAGAGAGUCAACAGAUUUGACUCUAAAACAGGUGCAGAGAGCGGAAGCUCAUCUUUUGGUCUAUCCAAGCUCCAGGAGACCAGGAGAAUCUUUGAACAACGGACUCUACAGGAAAAGCAGGCCGCUACCAACCGCAUCUUGCUGACGAAGGAGCGGGCAUCUGGCUUUCAGGGCAGCCGUCUAGAUGUCGUGGCCCGCUUUAACGGGUCCACUGAAGCCCUAGAUCGACUGGAUGAUCCUCCUGCUCCCAGUCCUGCUACUGUUCCCUCUGCUGCAGCUUCCGUCGGCCCAAGUGAGGCGGUUAGCCCCACUGUGAGCCAGCUAAGCGCAGCGUUUGAAAAGGGUGACGUGCAAAGCAAUCUCUACCUCCCCCAGCGUCGGUCAGCCCCUGCCUUAGGGCCAAAACCCAAACCUCCAGCCAGAGCAGAUGCAUCUGAACAAAAGGCACAUCUUGUUGGUAAGGAGGCCAAAAAGGAGAUGACAGCAGAAGCUACAAGCACCAUGGCACCUCAGCCACCGGAAGAAGUAGGUUCUGUACAAAGGAGCACUGCGGGACAGGCUAUAAGUCAAGAGAAGGAUGGGUUUGGACUGUCCGGAGACAGCUACUUAAAUUCAUCAGUGUCUUCAAUUACCGUGACUGUAACAUCUGCCUCAUUCGAGGCUAAAUCUGAGCCCGGUGCCCAGGAGGAAGAAACUGAACAAAUGGGUACAACUAUGGUGGAGUCCCAGGCCAAAGAAAAGGAUUUCUCCACUGAGGCAUCUGGAGGGACGUUGGUGCAGGCUGAGGUUCAUGCUUGUCUGGAAAAGGGAGAGAAAGAACCUCCACCUUCCUCUCCCACCUCAGGCGAGAAAGGAGAAGACUCUGAAUGGAGGGAAAAGGAGGAGUAUGAGAAUGACGAGGAUGGCUCACGCAGGGAGGAUUACUCUGAGGGAGAUCUCGUAGAUAUCAGUGCAUACAGCGGAAUCGGUGAGGAGGAUUCAGGUGGAAGCCAGCUGGACGAUGAGGACGACGAAGAAGACGAGGAACCUUAUCAGCCAGAGAGCAGUUGCUCUGAAAUGCCCGGCCUCCCCGAGGAAGAGGAAGCUCCACCACCCAGCAGAAAGAUUUGUUUCAGCACAGAACCAAUUAAGGUCUUCACCACCUACUCUAACGAAGACUACGACCGGCGCAAUGAUGACGUUGAUCCCAUGGCUGCCUCGGCCGAGUAUGAGCUUGAAAAGAGAGUUGAAAAACUGGAUUUGUUUCCCGUUGAGCUGCAGAAAGACAGUGAUGGCCUCGGUAUCAGUAUCAUCGGCAUGGGAGCGGGAGCUGAUAUGGGCCUGGAGAAACUGGGGAUCUUCGUGAAGACUGUCACAGAGGGUGGAGCCGCUCACAGAGACGGCAGGAUCCAGGUGAAUGAUUUGAUAGUGGAGGUCGAUGGGACCAGUCUGGUUGGUGUUACUCAGAGCUUUGCUGCCUCUGUCCUCCGCAACACCUCAGGCACAGUCAAGUUUGUUAUUGGCAGGGAAAAGCCGGGGGAGCAGAGCGAAGUGGCUCAGCUGAUCCAGCAGACUCUGGAGCAGGAGAGAUGGCAGAGAGAGAUGAUGGAGCAGAGAUACAAACAGUACAUGGACGAUGAUGAGGAGACUGGCGAAUAUGCUACAGACGAGGAAGAAGAGAUGAGUCCAAUGUUUCCGAACUCCAUUGAGGUUUUCGACUUGGCAGAGAACCAGGACAUGUCUCCUGUGGAGCUGGACCCUGAGAAGUUGGCCCACAAAUUUAAAGAGCUCCAGAUCAAACAUGCAGUAACGCAGGCAGAAAUCCAGCUGUUAAAGAGGAAGCUGGCUCAUGCAGAGCAGGAGAAGUUGCGUUGGCGGAUGGAGCGCGCUCAGUUGGAGCAAAACAUCAGAGACAGCAAGGAGAGGAUGGAGAAGCUUGAGGGCUACUGGAUGGAGGCACAAUCCCUGUGUAAGGCUGUGGAUGAACACCUAAAGGAAACCCAGGCCCAGUACCAAACCUUAGAGAGGAAAUACAACAAAGCCAAGAGAAUGAUUAAAGAAUACCAGCAAAAGGAGAUCGAGUACCUGAAGAAGGAGACUGCUCAACGGCGUGCACAAGAAGAGAGCGAGGCAACACACAAAGAAGAGACGGAUAACCUGCAGGAAAAGAUUACAGAUCUGGAGACCAAAGUGGAUGCCUUGAAGAGCCCUUCACCAUCCUAAUCUGCUGCUAAGUCCUACCUCCUGUCUGUGACCAGAAGAGGAGGUGCUCAGCCUUCAUUCAGACCAGGACCAUAUGAAAUUCUAAUUACCCAUUUGCUGCACGGACAGAGUGUAAAAGAACUAAAAUGGCUGUUGUAAAAGAUAGACUGAGGAGGAAGUGACCCCUCAUCCUAUCCCAGAAUGCACCACCUGUAAUAACUGGUAUCCUCCUUUUUUGUGUCUUCCUGUCAACCAGCUUGGCAAUCAACAAAAAUCACAAUCACUUGACUUGUACCCUGUCUGUGAAUGAUCGGUUUUUUUCCCCACUCCUCAUCAACAGUAUCUUACCAGGUUCUAAUUAUUAUUCAACUGACUUCAUGAAAAUAAAAGCGCUUUUAAUACCCAGGCUCGUCACAAAGUGCUUUAUAGACAGUGGGCAUGAAUGUGGAACAAAACAGAACAAAGGACAAAUGAUUCUUGCUUUUUGAAAUCAGUGAACCACGUUUUGCUUCUUUUUUUUUCCUCUGGAGUUUUGUUGAGGGAUCCUUAUGAAGAGGACAAGUUUUUCUUCUGUUCUUUGGCGUCGAUCAAUUGACUCAACAACUACUGAGACGAACAUUCUGAUAAACUGGCCAAUGACCAGACAAGGAAACAUUACACAAUGUUUAUAUGGAAAAAGCCAACUGACCGCUGGAAGUUAAGUAAUAAAAACAAUGAAAAAAAUGAAAAACACAUUUCUCAUCAAACCUGUGAAACUGCAGAGAGCCUACAGCUAUCUGUCUACGAUAAGGUUUGAACUGCGGAGGCACGAUGGUGUAUAUACUCUCUAUACAUUUAUUUAAAAGCCUUUAAAGGCAGUUCAGUGGAUCUGGUAGAUGAGAAUAAGUUAGUGCCAUGAGGGAACGACGACCCCUCGCUGUUAGGGGAAGGCUUCAGUAUUCCUGUUUCAUCUCUUCUAUCAACAUUAGUGGCAAACAGGGUGUCAACAGUCUAUUCUGUGCGGGUAGAGCUUCUUCUGGCGUGUGUUGUUGGUGUCUGCAGUAUCUGUGGGCUUACAGGCACACCAACCUUCAGCUCUUCAUUCAUUUAUGUAAUACGUUUUGAGCCGCUGCAGGGGCUGGUUGUUAUCAGGUUUCAGGAAAUUACUCUUCAAGCCGAGUAGAGUGGCAUUCUGAGAGUGUCUUAUGUGGCGCAGAGUUGGGGAUUUAUGCUAAGCAGGGAACAUUCAGUUUACUCCCACAUUCAGAGCUAAGUUAUUCAAAGAGAAAUACUGGAAAAAUCUUCUACUUACAGUGUUAACACCCUUGUUAUUACGAUUACCCUUUGACAGAUCUUUCAAACGCUUUUCCACAUAUAAUGUGAGACAUGUUCUGUUUAAUUCAACCAAAAACAAACACAUUUUUUAAGGGAAGAAAUGUAAAAAAUUAAAAGCUGCAACCACCUGGUUUCAUAAAUGUGUACAACUUUAAACUAAAACUUUGUUGAAACGCCUUUUUUAUUGAGUUUCAGUCCUCCUGGGUUCACACCUGCCAUCAGUUCUACUUAGUCUAAUUCACCUGACAUAAAGUUCUGCUGUCCUAGCAGGAUUGUCCUGACAUUUGCUCAUUUACGCUAUAGCGAGUUCACUGAGAAGGUUCCAAGAAAAACCUCAUGGCAUUACCCAUGGCACAGUGAAGGGAGUGACUUAUUACUGGAGGAAAUAUGGGACAACAGGGACAUUACAAAAACUAGACAUUUCUCCAUAAAUGAUAAAAGGAUGAGACUCAAACUGGUCCUUUGCUAAAAGCAACACAGGAGGAGCUCCAGGAGUUUCCGACAGCCACAGUUGUGAUCUAAAUGUGACAACUGUCUCCUGUAUUCCCCAUAUGUCUGGGCGAAGGAGUAGGAUUUCUGAAGAAAACAUCUAAACCAGGCUAAAAUCGCCCCCAACAAUGAAUAAACUGGACCCAUGUUUUACAUCAGACCCAACGUUUUAUCACCUAUGUAAAAUUGUAGAGCCACUAAAAAUGUAACUGAGAAUGACCCACAUCCGUUCUGUAGACAUGUACUAAAAUCAACUGAUCUGUAAUACAGAAUUAGUUUUUAAAAAAUCAACAAAUUUAUUGGAUAAUAUUCUGUUCUGUUUUUACUGGCUUCUGCAAAGCUGGUUUAAUCUAUAAAACUAUAUGCUGAUUCUUACAAGAAAAAAGAAAAUGUCAGAGUUCUGGUUAGGAAACCUGUGGCUAAUCCAUAGUUCUAUCCAUAGAACCUCUGUCUUCAAUUGAUCUUAUGACAAAAGCCCAUGCAAGCAAAGUGAAGCACUAAUCUAUUUUUCUAUAUUUAGUAUUACAUAAGUGCGACAUGUUAAUUAGAUACUUGGUGUAACUAUUAAACAUGUUUAAAUAAACCAUUAUCCAAAUAGUAUUAAAUACUAGUAACCUAAAUGCUGCCAGUUGUCUAGUUUGAAAUGAUGGUGCUAAUUUUCCCAGCCAACAUUUACAUAUGGGGCCCAUAUGCCUAGAAAAUCUGUUGAAUGAUAGGGGGUUGUCCAUGGGUCACAAGAUGACCCCAGGUUUAUUACCUACACAGUUUUGAUGUGGCACAACACAAUUGGUCUUAAAUGUGGUUACAUGAACAGACCUGAUUUCCUUAAAACUUAUUUGAGACCCAGCUAAGACCUACAUGGCUUUGCCAAUUCAGAUUGUGUUUAGUUAACCUAAUUGAGUUCCAUAUAAGAAGCUUAUUGUGAGCCCACAUACUUCCCAUCCAACCUGAGCAAAAUCAAUGUGGCUCCCACAUGCAUGUGAUUUGGGGUUUUGGUGUAGUGCACCAUCUAGGGUUAUAAGCUGUCAAUAUCUUACCUGCAGUACAUUAUUAUCUUAGCACCUGUACUUUAAUGAAAGAGACAUUUUUUUCAAGCUAAUGGCUAGCCAAAGUUGGCACAAGAGCAAAGCAAAUGUCUACUAUCAUAAAACAACUUCAAUCUCAAAGAUGUCAUAGCUGUUCAUGGAGAAGCUAUUUUAGCAUUCUUGCUAAUACAAGUGAAUUUUGUUGUAUUUUAAACAGAAUGUGUUAAACACAUCUGGUCCAACAAGCUGUAAUACCAAAAUAUAACAGACACCUAGGACUAUCCAUUUUUUAAAGCUUUUCACAUUACAUUCGUACAGACACAAACUAACUUGAUCUUUGUUACAAAUAACUGUAGUCGUCUAUGUAAAUUACCAUAUAUUGUAUGUAUUACAGGUAAGAUAACCACUGCUGAUACCCCCUCAGUUAAACCCACUUGGAAAAUCUAAACUAUCCCUUUUGAAAACAUGAGUUUUUAUUUUAGAUUUCUGGUAACAGUGUUAAAAAUGCCAACUGUAUCAAAAUGUUUAAAUGGAGUUUAAUUUACUGUAACAGACCCUUGGUAACACGCUUUUUCAUUUGAAUGUUGGAACUUCUAGUGUCAAAACAGUUUGAAAUUGUAACCCCAAAAAUUAGCAUCCAAAAUUGUGGAUUGAUUUACAGAACAUGUAAUGGCUCAUAAUCCUGAGUACAGAAUAUUUCAGUUCUGUAAACUUUAUAUUUCAGCAUGCCAUAUUGAUUUCCUGCAUGUAACUGUGCUUCGCUAGUAGGUUGCUACAAGACAAACAUGCUAGUAGCGAAUGAUUUCAUGCUAAUUUAAACCCCUGUAAGGGUAACAAGUACAAACUGCAGCUGUUACAAAGAAAUGGCAUCUAACACUUUACUUGAUAUUCACAUUUAGUUUGGUUUCUGUUCUUUGUCGUUACCUAGUAAAACCUUAUUUUGUGAAUGGGCAUCUAAAAAUUAUUUUAAAGCCGUAUUUGAUUUAGUAAUUUUCCUUAUCCACCAGCUGGUAAGACGUUUCUUAACCUAACAGGAUAUGGUAGUUUAAUUUCUGGUUUACAUUAGUGUUGGGACACUCUGACAAGAAAAAUAAUUUUCUGUACUUGUGAGCAAACUAUUAUUAGCUUAAAAUUAGAUGGUCCCUUGAGCCAGUGAUAACUACGUAAAAGAGGGAAAUAUAGUCAAAUGACUGCUAGGGGCUCUCUGGUGGUGUAUCAAACUUAAUCUCGUUGUUGAAAAAAUAACAUCUUUGUUCUGGUAAAUAUAAAAAGAUGCAAGCAGUUUCACCUUCUGAAAGUCAGUUUUUAAUUGGCCAUGUCACAUUACUGUUACAGUACAGUCUAUUUGUUUUUACAAUAAUAUCUUUAGCUGAUUAGAUGUUACUGGUACCCACUGGGGAUUAAUAGUUUUUUUAUGGAAGGUCAAAACGGUGCUUUCGGACAAUGUAGAAGCAUUCAAUCAAGUUGCUGUUGUGGCUAAGAGCAGCAGGUUGUUUGUUUUUAAUUUCUUUAAAGCCAUAAAUAUGCUUGCUGGCAAGCUCUGGUUAGAACACAUUGCUGUUAGUAGUGAGACAUUUCAUUGGGCCCAUUUUGUUUCAGUCGUAAAUCAAUUUAUCUGUAGUUUUUUAUGUUUUAUAUCCAUAAAAAUCUUCAAAAAAAUCAUACAGUUGUCAAUUAAGGUAUUCUCCCUUCUAAAAUCAUACAAUACAAAUGUCAAAAACACAUAUUUACAGCUAGGUAUUUGCUUUGAAGAUCCUUAUAGUAGAGAAGGUUUGAUUGUAAUCUUCAUGUGUGUUCAGAGACUUUUGGUUACGUGUUUAAGCAAAGAACAGUUAGAAGCGGGAUGAUGACCUUCAUAUCUUUGUUUGAAUACCUUUCUGUUGUUGUUAAUGAGAGACUACACACUUGCUGUAUACGGCAAACACAGUUGGGAUUUUGUUACUAUUUACACCAAGUAUUUGUUAAGAAGACUGCAGUAUGUUUAAAUAUUAGUUGUAUUGGAUGGGAACAAAUGUGUUUGAGAGACAUUUGUUUUUAAUAGAAUGAAAAUCAGCCAUAAGCAACUCAUUUGAGUCCUGUUAUGGUAUGUCUUUAGUAUUUUUAUUACAGUUUCAUCUCUAUUUUGAAAUCAUGUGAGCUGUAAAAUAGCCGUUGUAUCACCAAAAUCGUGGUCACUUUGGGUUUAAUGUCUAAACAGAGAAAGUGAUCAGUUUGCCUUUUAAUUAUGUAUUAGUUAACAUGCUGCUUUUGCCUCUAUGAAGCCUUUACAUGUGUUUUAACUAAAGCUGUCAGCCAUUACCUGCCAUUGUCUGCCCAUUGCUCAUGUCUGCAUUGAAAACAAUAAACUGAAUAAAAUGAA
Girardinichthys multiradiatus is the source of this 8012-nucleotide messenger RNA. Its product is annotated as neurabin-2-like. Gene Ontology annotation, biological process: actin filament organization; neuron projection development; calcium-mediated signaling. The transcript has 15 exons. Gene Ontology annotation, cellular component: actin cytoskeleton; dendrite; postsynaptic density. Gene Ontology annotation, molecular function: actin filament binding. The record is from RefSeq and is a predicted model, not a curated record. NCBI's taxonomy places the organism in Eukaryota, Metazoa, Chordata, Actinopteri, Cyprinodontiformes, Goodeidae. Bases 237 to 2846 code for a protein of 869 amino acids.